GAAAAAUACAACAUGAGGAAUCGGUGUUAACAGAGGCUAUCUGCACUCAUAACUGCUUUUGGUGCAAAAGAUGCCAGGUCUGGUCGACUCAGACGCUGCCCUGCCUGAGUCUCAGGAGAAGAAGCCGCUGAAGCCCUGCUGCGCCUCCCCGGAGACAAAGAAGGUGCACGAUGCGUGUAUCAUUGAGAAAGGAGAAGAACACUGUGGACAUCUAACUGAGGUCCACAAGGAAUGCAUGAGAGUCCUGGGAUUUAAAAUAUGAAACGGUGGUCUGGUGUGUGAAUAAAUAAUUGCUGAAGAAUAAAGAAGAUUAAUUUUGGGAGUUCUUUGAUGAACUUUGAUAUGUGGAAAAAGUAUUUAUAAUUUAUUUUAAAAAGAAUAAAAUAUUACU
Callithrix jacchus (white-tufted-ear marmoset) is the source of this 391-nucleotide messenger RNA. The record is from RefSeq and is a predicted model, not a curated record. NCBI's taxonomy places the organism in Eukaryota, Metazoa, Chordata, Mammalia, Primates, Cebidae.